Molecule: messenger RNA, 5267 nt
Organism: Vollenhovia emeryi
Lineage: Eukaryota; Metazoa; Arthropoda; Insecta; Hymenoptera; Formicidae
Gene: ttv
Product: exostosin-1
Exons: 9
Coding region: 1141-3276 (711 amino acids)
Cellular component (GO): membrane
Molecular function (GO): glycosyltransferase activity
Source: RefSeq, a predicted model, not a curated record
AACUUUAAUCUCGUUUUAGCAUACUUUCUUUUUCUAGUUCUAAGAAACUCCUGGCGUCUUCGAAUGCUCGCGGGGAAUUAUCUCGCGUGGACGGAUGGACGAUUCGAGAGCGCAUCGAUUGAAUGUCGUCGAAUUACAAUCUCGCAGCUCGAUGGAUCUGAGCGGCAAUUGAGGUUGAACGUUCCAACCACAGACUUCUGUACAGCACUAGACCGCUACCUUCGAGCUGAAAAGUGAGGCAAGAGUUCCGCCAUAUCUUGUGAGCUCGAAGGUAGCAGUCUAGCAGUAUAUAGAAGUGGUUCCAAAACGCUCGAAGCGUCCGGACGAGCGGGAAGAACUUAUUUGCGGCGAUAUGUUUGCAUUAGCAUUUUUCGAAGAUUUCGUAAUCGCCUCUCCUCCCCCCCUCCCCCCCUCUCUCUCUCUCGCCGGCGAGUGACGCCGCGUUAAUUUACAUUCGCGGAAGUCGGCGGGGUCGCGUGUAUUUGACUUCUGGCACGAGCAAUACUUUUUCCACGCGAUCGUUAUCGCUGCGUAAUUGAGCAGGUGACGAUUACUUUUUUCUAACGGCUCUUUUUUUUGACCAGUACUCUCCAGCGUGACUGCUCCGGCUGAAUGAUAGCACGCUGACGCGCGCUGGAUAAUCAUAAGGGCGGAGCGCGGCGCGCGCGAAUCCAGAUGCGAAAUUUUAUCGCGGCAAUUAAGCGUCCGAUAACGAAAUCAAUAGCGGCCGUUAUUUCCCGCCCGAAUCCGAAUCCGUGGAGGGGACCGGCUGGAGGACACGGCCGAUCAUCCGGAGAGGCGAGAGCCGCGCUUUUUUUUCCCCCGGAGAAAAUCAACAUCCGCGCGCGUCCGACGGCAGGGUACAAAUUCCUCGCGCGCUGCCGACGAGAGAAAAAGUUCACCUCGGGGAGUCGUUGAGCGACCGGCAUUAUACCGUGUGCAUAUACAUAUGCGCAGGAGAGACGUUCGCGCGUCGUUUGGUCAAGUACGAAAGAACAGGAGUGAUUGUAUCCUGGAAGAGCUACUGAGCCGUAGCGGAAGUAACAAAAUGUGCUUGUGACUGAACACAGACCUUUUACAUCGGGAGAAAAUAAUGCUUAGAACUAUCAUAUAUCUUUGUAUAACCUGACUGUAUCGACAAUGCAAGCCAAGAAACGCUAUCUAUUAUUGUUUGUAACAUGCGCGUUUCUUGGUUACUGCUACUUCGGCGGAUACCGUUUAAAAAGCGAAAAGUGGACAGGCAGAUCUCAGUUGCCUUACGAGCGAUUGCCUUCAUAUUUAAGUCUAAACGAAGAGUUCUAUGACAAAGAUUUAAAGACAUCCAGCGGGGCAUUGGCUAUGUCUCAGCGUACACGGCAUUGCCGCAUGGAGACCUGCUUCGACUUCACCAGGUGCAAGCAAGGUUUCACCGUGUACGUCUACCCAGUCGAGGAUGUGAUAAGUCCACUAUACCAAAAAAUAUUAAACGUUAUCACCGAGUCGAGAUAUUACACGUCGGACCCAGCACGGGCAUGUAUAUUUGUCUUAGCCCUGGAUACGUUAGAUAGAGAUCCCUUGUCCACUGAAUUUGUACACAAUCUUCCCUCGAAACUGUUACACCUGCCAUAUUGGAAUAACGGAAGGAAUCAUCUGAUAUUUAACUUAUAUUCUGGUACGUGGCCCGAUUAUGUGGAAGAGUCGCUUGCCUUCGACGUGGGUUACGCCAUACUCGCCAAGGCCAGCAUGUCCAUCUUUAAACACAGACGCGACUUCGACGUGUCGAUACCUCUCUUUGGCAAACAACAUCCGGAACGCGGCGGAGAGCCCGGCCAGGCGUUGGAGAACAAUUUUCCCAAUAACAAAAAGUACGUGGCGGCUUUCAAGGGGAAGCGUUACGUACACGGCAUUGGAUCCGAGACCAGAAAUGCUCUCUAUCAUCUGCACAAUGGUAAAGAUUUGGUAUUCGUUACGACCUGCCGUCACGGGAAGGCCUGGAGGGAAUUGCAGGACGAACACUGUCAGCAAGAUAAUCAGGAGUACGAUACAUACGACUAUGAAAUUCUAUUAAUGAAUGCUACAUUUUGUCUGGUUCCGCGAGGACGGCGAUUAGGUAGCUUUCGAUUUCUGGAAGCCCUGAGGUCAGGAUGCAUCCCAGUUAUUUUGAGCAACGGUUGGGCUCUUCCCUUUCACGAGCGUAUCGAUUGGACUCAAGCUGUAAUAUUUUCCGACGAGAGACUAUUACUCCAAAUUCCAGACAUAUUACGAUCUGUGUCCAAUGUACAAAUUCUUAAAUUGCGACAGCAAACACAAUUUUUAUGGGAGAGAUAUUUCUCUUCUAUCGAAAAAAUUGUAUUCACCGUGUUCGAGAAUAUUCGCGAGCGUUUGCCGUGGGAGGGCGCGCGGGAACGAAUCGUCUGGAAUACCAGUCCUGGAGCACUAGCGAUUUUGCCACAGUUUGCCGACAGCCAGCAGGAACUUCCCUUUUCGAACAGCAAUCCUGGUAACACUUUCACUGCCAUAAUUUAUUCUCAAUUGGGAUCCACCGCCGUACUUUAUCGUUUACUUAGGAGUCUCGCGAAAAGCAAGUACCUAGAUAAGAUAAUACUUAUGUGGAACUCGGACAUUCCGGUGCCAAGGAAACCACGCUGGCAGGGCAUCAGAGCGUCAAUCCACGUUGUCGCGGUUGACGGUAUAUCUCAACGUUUUUAUCCUCAUCCGUUAAUCAAAACUAGUGCCAUAUUGUCGCUCGACGAGGACGCCACUCUAAAUACCGACGAGAUUGACUUCGCUUUUACGGUCUGGCGGUCAUUUCCCGAUCGAAUAGUAGGGUAUCCAGCGAGGUCUCACUAUUGGGAUGACUCAAAGCGUUCCUGGGGUUACACCAGCAAGUGGACAAAUGACUACAGUAUCAUUCUCACCGGUGCCGCUUUUUAUCACCGCUACUAUAAUACUCUGUAUACCGAGUUAUUGAGCUCGACUCUCCACAAGACCGUGGAGCAGUCGCAGAACUGCGAGGAUAUACUCAUGAAUUUCCUGGUGAGUCACGUAACUCGAAGGCCACCUAUCAAAGUGACGCAGCGCAAGCUGUACAAAGAUACCGCGGUAGCUGGGAUUAGAUCGCCGUGGAACGACCCGGAUCAUUUUAUACAGCGGCAAACCUGCAUGAAUACAUUUGUCGCUGUCUUCGGGUAUAUGCCACUGCUGCGAUCUAACAUGCGGCUGGACCCCGUUCUGUUCAAAGAUCCCGUGAGCAAUUUGCGCAAGAAGUAUAGGCAAAUUGAACUAGUUAGUAAUUAGAAUUGUACACAUUGCUCGAUUACGCGUGACUAUUUAAUUCUUCAAGCGCGCCGGAUGACGCGAAAACUCCGCGUACGCUAUUAGAUCUAUUCCUUUUAGCGCACUUAUCUUUUUUGCACUUGACGGUGAAAAUAGGAUCGUAAGAGAGAUACAUAUACGUGCGGAGUUUUCGACAAAAAGGUUUGUCGGGGAAUUGUGGGCGAGUGCAAUAAGUAUAAGUAUAGCUAAAAAACAGAUCUACCGUUGCUUGCCGUACGAGUGUGCAUGCACAGAUGUACGGGGGACAUUUGCGCGUUUGCGUGCUACGCCAUAUUAGACUAUCGGUGUUGUCGGGCAGCAAAUCAAAGUCCGUUAUUCAGCAAGGACGCAUGGCGCAGGAUAGCCCUGCGAUUUAUUUGCGAGUAAUUUUGUACAAAUUGUAGAAUCGUAACGACGCCGUUUCUAUUUGACGAUGUCUCGCGCAGCUGUCGCUGCGUCAGCAUUUAAUUGAUGUACAUACAAAUCGUUUCGUAAUUAUUAAUGAAAAAAGAACCCAAGUUGUUUAAGAAAGACAUUUGGAUUUUUCACGUACUGGCCAUUGAAAUCGUUUGUGCGGUUUAGUAAAAAGGGAGAAGGAAAAAUCAAAUCUUUUUGUGACGAUUAUUCUGCAGAUAAAGAGGGCAGACAAAGAGGGAGCAGAAAGAUAUCGCGUUUUGUAUGUAUAACGAUAUUUUUAAUCAUAAAGAUUUGCGAAUGUUUUUUCUAUUUGAAUAAAUGUAUUUCACGUAAUUCCUCUUAGAUUUCGGGAUACGUAAGAAAUCCGUAAAGUUUUAGCAGACUUCGUCAAGUGCUUUGAUAAUGACGCGAAAGUCGACGUUUGUAUUGCGGGGCGAGGUGCAAGCAAGAUCUGUUUAUAUUUAAAACAAUUGUAAAGAUGUUAGGGUUUAAUGCGAUCAUUGAUAUCGAUCAUUCUUAGUAUCCAAUAAUUUUAAUGUGGUAUGAUUUUAAGCGUCGCCUUACUAACCCUCCCUCCCCCCGUCCUUUCCCCCCUUCUCCCCGUUUUAAAAUAUAUACUUCGUAUACUUGAAGUUGAUUAAAAUUUUCAUGUCCGACGAGACUCUGUCAAUUUAUCUAAUCGUACACAAUUUGUGUGCAUACUGUGUGCGUAUGCAUCGUUAACUCUGUAAUCCCCUUCUACCGAUCGCAUUGGUUUCGCGCGUCCAAUAUUAUCCAGCAUAUUCGAAUAUACUGCCGAGUUCUCAGGAGCAUGCUUGGAAAGAAGGAAAACGAGAGAGAAAUUUUCUUUGUCAAGGCGUCGCAACAAUAUCUAGUCGUUUACACCGAUAUACGUUGUUACACGAUGAGAGAAAUGACAUUGUAAUCCCUCGGUUAGAUGGAUUGCGCAAUAAUGUGGCAUCUGCAUGCGUCUCAAAGACGGAAAGCUAUUUGUACAUGUGAUAUGUUCUUUUCUCUACUGUACGUUCCGUAAUUACUCGAGAGGAGUGUCGAGGAAGCGCUAUCAUUUUUAUGCAUAUUAAUAUUUCUGCAACUUGAGGAGGCGCGCGUAUGCGUUAGAAUCAAAAGCGGCCGCGGGUCAACUGAAGCUCUCGUUCCGGGAUUUCGUAUUGCCAUUAAUUUCCGGCGGUCAUACGUCUACUUUGCGAUCGUCCUUGAGUUGCGUCGAUUGAUCAAUGUAAAUUAGUAUCUGGGUGUAUAUAGAAACUGGUAGGAUAAUCACUAUCUUUUCGAUUGCUCGGCGAACAAUCCUAAUCAAAUAUGUUCCGAUCGUUGCCGGCCACUGGAAGCAAACAUAAUCUUCGUACAAAGAGAACAAGUUCUACGCAGUGGCCGUAGAUAUUUUGAUUCUAAUUCCGAUACGAAGCGAUGAUUCCGAUCUGUUAAACAUUUUCCAUGUAAUCGUAUUGCGGAAAAAGAAAUAAUGUAAGGUAAUAAGAUAUAGCGUUAGUCAUUUUAUAUGGGGAAAAAAAAUAAACUGUUUUGUACAAAAUGCC